Molecule: messenger RNA, 1767 nt
Organism: Ceratitis capitata (Mediterranean fruit fly)
Lineage: Eukaryota; Metazoa; Arthropoda; Insecta; Diptera; Tephritidae
Product: AP2/ERF domain-containing protein PFD0985w
Exons: 3
Coding region: 62-1579 (505 amino acids)
Source: RefSeq, a predicted model, not a curated record
AAAAAUAUGUGAAUUCAUCAAUUUACUUUUACAAAACUAUACGCAGAGCGAUAUUCUUUCAAUGGAGAUGAUAUCUAGAGUUGAGAACAAUGUUGCCGAAUUUGAUUCGAAUAUACCAAACUCAAUGGUGCCAGGCAGAUUUGAUCAUGGAACUCACAAUUACAUUCUAAAAAAUUGCGAUGAGAAUACUGAUGGUAUUGUUCUAAUCGACCUGCAUAAUAAAAGAAGUGAUCGAAAAAAUAUGGAAGGUGCCAACCAGGUGAAGUGGUCUCGCAACAAUAUCACUGCCACCAUGGAACGCUUUGAACCCACGCGGAGUAUAAAUUCUAUGUCACCUACGCCAUCUUUGGAUUAUGGAUUUGCAGCCACUGUCGUCAACUCAAAGGCUGAAACAAACAAUUCUCUAAAAACUCCUCACUUUGUUGAAAUGACGUCAAAUGAUUUCAGACGCGAAGAAACUGCUAUAUCUAAGAACCACAUUUAUUCGUAUGCCUAUUAUGAUCCAGAAGCUGUAAAAUACCCUCGAAACAUGCCGCGCAACGGGAGUCACACAUUAAAUACUACAACGACAGAUCACCAGGCCCUGGAAACAUCAAAUAAUACUCAGCACAAUUAUGUUCGUACUUUACUGCCGAAAGCGCAUUGUUCUAAACCAAGUAGUGCAAAAAAUUCACCUCUGUCAUUGUCUGUGGAAGAUCGCCACACUUUUACCACACGAUAUGGAACAACAGAAAACUUGUAUGAAGAAGUCAACGAGCAAAAAAUAAGAAAAGUUUUCUCUGAUAACCGUAUAGUUACAACUGCGAAUUCAGUGAAAGAGGAGAUUCGACGUGUCCAUCACAAUCACUUUCGAGUGCUGGAUGAACUCAAUUUGUCCUUGGAAGCUCUGAUCAUGCCACCUAGUUCCCAAAAAACUACCUAUGAUGCUAUAAAUACUAUAGAGGAUAGUUCAGAAAGUGUUGCUGCCUCUGUAGCUACAGGAAACGCUUUGACGUCAAGUGUGCCAGCUUCAACAAAAAUCUUACCGCCAAAACCUCGGCGAUACGGUUUACUUGGAGGAAAUUCUUCUUCAUCAUUUUCCAAAAGGGAAUCUAAUGGAUUUUCAACAACUAGUUUAGAAAAUUUUUCAAAUGCUAUACAAUCGGAAAAUCUUAAAGACCAAUUACGUAACUCGAAUAACAAUACUGAUCUUGACGAAGGUGAUUUGGAUAGCGGAUUUAGUGGGAGCGGCAGCAGUAGUGGUAAUAGCUACAAUGAAAGUUUGCGGUUCUUCAAAUCUAUAGCUGGCAACCAAAUAGCACAUAAUACUAAAUAUCCAUGUUGCUCACCUUCAUCAUCGGCAGUAUUUACAUCGAAAAAUAGUCUAGCAUCUCAAGAAAACUCAGUAGCUAAUGCCACAGAAAACAUUACUAAUAAAUGUUGUGGAGAGGUGUCACCAAAGUCGUAUGAUAAUGAAUGUACUGCCUACCGUUGCAUUCGUCAUCCACUGAAUAUGCAGGAUUUUACUAUGCGCUCAACACCAUCCGAGAUUUCUACAGUUACAAAGUCUAAAAAGGGCUUUUGGACUACGGAACCAUGAUGUUAGGCCAUUUUUGAUUUGAAAUAAAAUUUUAGUAUGUAUGUACGUAUAUGUUUAUAGAAAAAUACAAUAAGUUGAUUUACAUAAUGGAAAAAAUAUUUGUCAUAUUUUAUGAUCAUGCUAAAAUACAAUUAUUUAAUAGUUUUUAUUAUAUUUUGUAAUAAAGUAAAAAUACAUUUAAAUAUUAA